AUGUCGUUUACUCUUGCUUUGGCCUUCUUGGCUAAGGCAUUGGCAGUUACAAACUUGUCGGCCAUUUCCUCAAAAAUUUCUAUGGAGCGGGUUGUCAUUCCUGGAGAGGGUUUGUUGAGGACGCUUACUAGCAUGUCAGUCAGCCAUACCUCGAGAAGUUUGUUUACAGCUGUGGGCGUCCCUUCUACUGCGGAUAUGGAGGCCCCUUUUCCACUGGAGAACAUAAAUGAGGAGAAGAAGUUGUGGAGAUGCUUGCCUUUAUACCGUGCAUUACUCAGAGAAAACCAGAGUGCUUUUGGAAAAGAAGCUAAAGCUCUCUCGAGAUUUCCCCCAGAUGUGACUAUAUGUAGGAAGGUAACAAGAGCUGGGGAUACUGGCCUUCACGUACUUGUUGGUGCUGGAAAGUGGUAUGAUUCUGUGAUAAGUAAGCCGAAAAGUUAUGCAUUAGAAGGAUUGGUUAUUCGUAACAACAAUGGUCAUACACCUCUUUGUGUGGCUGCAAAGGUUGGGAACAUGGAGGCAGCCAAGAAGUUGCUGCAACUCGAAACGGAAAUCCGGAGUGUGCGAGCGACUGACGACGAUACUGUUGGGCGGUAUCCGAUCAUAGAGGCUGCUAGAUAUGGCCAUAAGGAGAUGGUUUUACUUUUGAUUGGGGAUAUGGCCACAAAGAUGGCAGACUCCCCACCAACUAAAGAAUCAGCUGCUUCCACCUUUCUCCAUCUGCUAGUAGUAGCCGAAUUCUACGAUGUGCUGCUAGCUCUGGUUCGACGUUUUCCUGGUUUGGCCCGGGCAGAGUUUUAUGGUGACAAGGGUGAUGUAUCGCUUCUGAGUUUGAUGGCUGAGACACCUUCUGCAUUUCGGAGUGGGACUCAGCUCCCCUUUUGGCAGCGCUUACUUUAUUCUGUCUCACAGGCAAACUUAGAAAGCAGGUUAUCAGACAUUGAAAAGUCCUUUGUUGCAAAUCAGCCCUCAGUCACAACACCCUCAAUGGAAUUGCCACAGCCCGCUAAUGAGUUAACAUGGGAGUGUUUCGUGAAGUAUCCACACAAUUGUGUCAUCACAAUUCAAAUGUGGCUUGCUAGGAUGAUUAAUAUAGCAGCAAUAUUCAAGCACAUUAAGGAUAAAAAGUUAAUGCAUAAAGAGACUCUUGAUAUCGUGGAACGUCUUUGCAAGGAGCUUAUGAAAGAGUAUAACGCUAAGAAUAUUGAGCCAGUACUCAGAAAGGCAGUACUGUUGGCAGCAAGUUCAGGAAUUCCUGAAAUCAUAGAAGAAAUUGAAGAUUGCUACUCAGACGCAAUUUGGUUUGUUAAUUCUGAAAAUCAUAACUUAUUUCACCUUGCAGUAAUAAAUCGUUAUGAAAAGGUGUUUAACCUCAUAUAUCAGUUAAGUUUGUAUAAUCAUUUGGUAAUAACUGAUGAAGACACUUCAGGAAACAAUAUAUUACAUAUGGCUGGAAAAUUAGCACCUCUUAGCCGACUCAAUCUUAUCUCAGGUGCAGCUUUGCAAAUGCAGCGCGAACUUCAAUGGUUCCAGGAAGUUGAGAAGGAAGUGGAAAAGUUUGUUCAUCCAACUUUGAGGACAAAUAGAAACUCAUAUGGAAAAACACCAAAAAUGGUGUUCACUGAGGAACACAAGGAAUUGGUCAAAGAAGGAGAGAAAUGGAUGAAAGAAACUGCAAAUUCAUGCACAUUUGUGGCAGCCUUAACAGCAACGGUAGGAUUUGCAGCAGCCAUCACUGUGCCAGGAGGAAAUCAAAGCAAAGGUUUCCCAAUCUUCUCCAAAGAACCGGCUUUCACUGUUUUUGCAGUUUCGGUUGCAUUCUGUCUAUUCUCUUCUGUUGCCUCUGUGCUAAUGUUUUUGUCUAUCCUCACAGCGAGAUAUGCAGAAAUGGAUUUUCUUAGAUCUCUUCCAAAACGAUUAAUUAUAGGCCUCGGUACACUGUUUAUUUCAAUGACAUCUCUGAUGAUAGCAUUUGGUGCUUCAAUUUACCUCGUUUUCGGUCAGAAAAAUGGGUUGAUACUCAUUCCAGUAAUCCUCUUUGAGUCCUUGCAAUUUCGUCUUUUGCUGGAUAUAUGUAUGUCCACAUAUGGCCCAAGCAUUUUUCAUAAACAGAGCUCACGUUUACUCUACUAG
Nicotiana tabacum (common tobacco) is the source of this 2133-nucleotide messenger RNA. NCBI's taxonomy places the organism in Eukaryota, Viridiplantae, Streptophyta, Magnoliopsida, Solanales, Solanaceae. The record is from RefSeq and is a predicted model, not a curated record.